Molecule: messenger RNA, 1280 nt
Organism: Laetiporus sulphureus 93-53
Lineage: Eukaryota; Fungi; Basidiomycota; Agaricomycetes; Polyporales; Laetiporaceae
Exons: 3
Coding region: 240-986 (248 amino acids)
Source: RefSeq, a predicted model, not a curated record
CACUUGUUCACUCUCGUCUCGUUUGCCUUCUUUCCCCAGAAGUAGAACGCUACAAACACGAGCACCACUGCAACAAAGAACGGCUCCUGCUGAAAGUCUGCAGAGUCAUCCCGUCGUCAUCGUCGAGUGGAUGCGCAUCAGGAGUGGAACUCUAGCACUCACAGGCGGGCCGAAAGGUGAGGAACUUCCACCUGUACUCGACGCCAUCAUAGUGAGACGCGAGGUCGACCGGCGGCGGGAUGAGGAACCUGGGGAAGAAGGACAUGAGUUCUCGUCAGGCGUACGGAUGGAUGCGCACCACGACGCCGUGCGCGCGCUACGCGUCUUCGCCGCGAUCAUUGACACACGUGACCCCGCGUAUGGCGGGACUGCCUGGAAAGGCAAGCGCUCUACCGGUGACAUUGCCGCCAAUUGAGCAGCCAGCUUGCUUCUCCGGCAGCAAGGCACCGAGCGAGUCUGAAAUCUCUGAGCGCUCAGACAGCCACAGUGACCGUGCUGGAUACGGAGAGCACUGGGCAUCAGCCAUGGCCGAGCGCACGCAGGACCUGACAUCGGGCUCCUCAAGUGGCAGUUCGUCACUGAACUCGCCCCCCUCCGACUACGCUGCAUUCGUGCUGCACACGCUCUCGCGCACCGCACGUGGAUCCAGUGCAAUUGACCAGCGCGUGCUUCGCCGCUGUCUCGGGCUGUCAUCCUCAUAUUUGGUCACGGACACGACGAUGAACCCCGAGCGAGGGCUCCUGAGCUGGCGGAGCGGGUUCAGCCAGCUGAUCGACGUGCUCGUUGCGCUGCACGCGCGCGGAGAGCUCGAGCUUGAGACGGUGAACGAGGCGAGCAAGGCGUGCUCCGAGUGCUGGACCGUUGCCGGUGCGUGGCGGGAGAUGGAGGGGGGGCGGGAGAGCGUCAAGGGUGUUGCUGCACGGCUGAAGGGUCUGCUGGAUGAGAAUGGGAAGACGUACGGAGGAGGGCGGGUGUAUGUGCCGUGAUUCUUCCUGCUGCGCUGUAUUUAUAUUGCGUCGCGGACUGUACGAGUAGUUGGAGUGCCUCCCCCUGCAUGGUGCAGCGCCGCCGUGACGCGCGCCGGCUAGCGUGGCGUGACGUCACGCGCCCUCGAGACUCCGGCCGACAGCACGGACUGGCGAUUUCUCCUCUCCCCUCGCCGUCUCCUGCGAUGAAGGACACUGCUGGCCCGUCCCACACCAAUGGCGCUGCCCAUGGUCUCGCUCACUUAACUCUGGAUCCUCCCAGUCCGCCAGAGACAGCCUGUGCUACGCCCCUAG